This is a messenger RNA of Melanotaenia boesemani (Boeseman's rainbowfish), 10426 nucleotides long. RefSeq names its product apolipoprotein B-100-like. The record is from RefSeq and is a predicted model, not a curated record. Gene Ontology annotation, molecular function: cholesterol transfer activity; low-density lipoprotein particle receptor binding. Gene Ontology annotation, cellular component: mature chylomicron; low-density lipoprotein particle; very-low-density lipoprotein particle. Gene Ontology annotation, biological process: lipoprotein transport; triglyceride mobilization; cholesterol transport. NCBI's taxonomy places the organism in Eukaryota, Metazoa, Chordata, Actinopteri, Atheriniformes, Melanotaeniidae. The transcript has 26 exons. Bases 236 to 10156 code for a protein of 3306 amino acids.
CAUUUAACAUAAUCAUGCUGACUGCCCCCGCCCAGUGCUGACAGACAAGUCUUUUUUACCUUUGUCCUGCCACAAGGACUGCUCAGACUUUGGAACCAGGGCGACAUAUCUGCAAGUCCCAGGUAAUCACCUACAGUAAGACUAGAGGUCUAUAAAAGCCUGAAAACACAAGCACAAGAAUUAGUCUUCAGAGAAAGAGGGAGACUCUUCUUAUUUGCCCGGAGCUAAACCCAUCAUGUGGGAUGCCAAGCUCUGCCUUUUGCUUCUUCUGGGCACAUACACGCUAGCCCAGCAAGAUGUGGGAAGUGCUGAAGAAGAAUCUCCGGUUUGCUUUUUGGCCAAAAGAUAUAAGAACUUCAACCGGUUUGUCUACAACUAUGAGGCCGAGACCUUUAACAGUGUAAAUGGAGCAACGGACAACAAGAGCGGCGCCAAAGUCUCCUGCACAGUUGAGGUCGACGUGCCCCAGAUGUGCAGCUUCAUCCUUCGCACGACGGAGUGUUCUCUGGGUGAGAUCUUUGAUGUGAAUGAUGAAGGGAAGCCAGUGUAUCGCCCUGCUGCUGGAGCUGAAGCUUUUAAAGCUGAAAUGGCCAAGAACCCAUUGAAGAUUGUGGUGGAAGGACAGACUAACGUCAAACUCUACCCUGAGGAUGAUGAGCCCGUCAACAUCCUGAACAUCAAGAGGGGAAUCGUCUCUGCUCUCAUGGUGCCUGACAUGGAUGAGAAGGAAAACAAACAAAUGCCCACAGUUCAUGGAGUGUGCUCCACCGAUUUCACCGUCAACUCCAGAGAGGACAGUGCUACCGACGUGACCAUCAGCAGGGACUUGUCUGCAUGUGACUGGUUCACUGCCCGCAGACAAGACACCAGUCCUCUGGCCCUCAUCUCAGGCAUGAACUACCCCCUGUCCAAGAUGAUCAGCAGCACUCAGACCUGUAACUACAAGUUUGACAGCCAGAAGAAGCACAUGACCAGUGGAGCCUGCACAGAGAAACACAUCUUCCUGCCAUUUUCCCACAAGAAUGAAUACGGAAUUUCUGCGAUGGUAAAACAGACCGUGACUCUGAAGGAGAUGGCCAGGACCAAUGACAGAGUCUUUGACCACAAUGAGGCCAACCUCAAGCACCUGCCCAUGGAUGUUACUGAUGACAAGUCCCUGACUAAGGAUGCUGCCAUCUCAACAAUGCAGAAGCUGAAUGAUCUGUCUCGUACCACUGAGAAUGAGAAGCGUGCUGGACUCUUCCAUGAGCUUGUGUCUGAGCUCCGUGGCCUGAAAGCUGACAUCCUGGGCUCCACUGUUAAUGAGAUGAUGGACAUCUCCAGUACUCUGACAUGGCAAGCUCUUGCUCAGUGUGGUACCCCAGAAUGCACUAGCACCAUGCUGACAGUUCUCAGGACCUUUGACACCGCUGCUCUUGAGGUCGAUACUGUUGUCUACGCCCUGGGACUGUUGUCUAACCCCUCUCGCACAAUGGUGAAAGACUUGCUGGCAAUGGCUCAGUACAAACAGAGCAAACCCAUCAUGUAUGCCUUGAGCCAUGUAGCCAGGAGACUGUACAUAUCUGAAGGAAUCACCCCAGAGAUCACCGCUGUCUCUACGUUUAUGGCCUCCCUUCUGGGUGAAGACUGUUCAGGAGAAAAGGAGCUGACCUUUCUGACUCUACGGGUUAUUGGUAACAUGGGAGAUGCAAUGGAGGCUGCUGACCCUACUAUUAAGGCCACCAUGCUGAAGUGCAUGAGACAACCUGCAACCACUUUGUCUGUGCAGCUGGCUGCCAUCCAGGCUUUCAGACGCAUGUCUGUGACAGAUGAGACUCGCGCCAACCUCCAGAGAGUCAGCCAGUACCCCAAGGGUGCAGUGCAGAAGCGCCUGGCCGCUUAUCUGAUUCUGAUGAGGAAUCCCCAGGACAGUGACAUUGAGAUGGUGAAGAAGCUUCUCACACAGGAGCAAAGCAUGCAGAUCAAGGCAUUUGUGUCCUCUCACAUCUACAACAUCAUUUCCUCAACUGAUUCUGAGACUAAAAUGCUUGGCAAAAAAAUCCUGGAUGCCCUUCAAGACACUGAUGUUGCCACACACAAUGAUUACACCACCAAAUCUCGCAACUACAAGCUGGGCGUAGCACAUGAGAGCAUGCUGGCCAGCAUUGAGGGCAAUGUCAUUUUUGAUCCUAGCAACCAGUUGCCAAGGGAGGUCUUGCUGGAAACUACCCUGAAAGCUUUUGGCUACAGCAUGGAUAUUUGGGAGCUUGGCAUGGAUGUGAAGAACUUUGAGCCAAGCAUUGAGGCUCUGUUUGGACAGAAUGGCUUCUUCCCUGACACUGUGUCCAAGGCUCUGUACUGGGCUGAGGACAAAAUGCCACCAAAGGUCAAAGAAGUUCUGGAGAAAUGGGUUGCUCCCCUGAAAUCAAAAGGACAAAAGGUCCCUGAAAAUCUUAUGAAAGAAAUUGUCCGCAACUUCAAUAAGCUCGUAAAAGAUCUGCAGAGUCAAGAUACCCCAGAGGCCAUGGCCUAUCUGAAGAUUAUGGGAGCUGAGCUUGGCUACAUUAAGGGCAGCGACAUGAAGUUUAUUGCCCAAAAUGCAAUGACUUAUGCAGAUAUUUUCAUGAGGAUAAUUCCUACCCAGGUCCUGACUAAGCUGAUAUCAAGCACUGACAACGAAAUGUUUGCUCACUACAUAUUCAUGGACAACAAAUUCAUCAUGCCAACUGCUUCUGGUAUGCCUCUGAAGUUUGGUCUGUCUGGCACCUUCGCACCUGGUGCUAAAGGAGGCAUUCAGAUGACUCCAAGAAUGAAAGAGCUGGUGUUCAGUCCCUCAGUUGGAGUUGAGUUUGUGACUCAGAUGGGUGUCCAUGUGCCUGAAUUUGUUGCCUCUGCUGUUGAGAUGCACACAAGCAUGUACCAUGAGAGCGCCUUCAAUGCCAAGAUCACCAUGGAAGAGAACCAGGUCAAACUCUCCAUCCCUGCCCCACAGGACACCACCAAGUUCUUCAGAAUCAGUAACAAAGUGCUGAUUGUGGGUGCUGGACAGGCCUCAGUGAUCCCACACAGACUGAGUGAGGCAAACUGCAGCCCUCUCUUCUCCGGAGUCAAAUACUGCACAACAAGACUUCACUUUGGUGACGUUGACAAGUCCACUGCUCCUUACUUCCCCCUGAAUGGAGAGACACUCUUUGCUGUUGACAUCAAGCCUACUAAAGAGGUGUCUGAGUACACAGCCACCAUUGCCUAUGAGCUCCUCAGUGAAGGAAAAGAUGGCCACCAGAAGGUUGAUUCUUUGAAAAUGACACUAAGAGCUGAGGGUUCUCAGCCAACAGAGGCAACAGCCACCAUGAAAUACAACAGGAACAGAAAUGUCUUCACCACUAAAGUCCAGAUCCCUGAUUUUGAUGUUGAGGCUGGUAUUAAGAUUGGCAUUACAGACAACAGUGCAAAGGGUAAAUCCAUCACGUUAGAGAUCUCCAACAAGAAAGUGCCCCAGCUGACUCUGAUUGGCCAAGCUAAGCUUCAGGCUAUGACAGAUGGCAUGCUGCAGGUCCAGCUGUUAGUCCCCUCACUCAGGACUGAUGCCACUAUCAGUGCUACUAUGAACAAAGCUGAGGGACUCACAAUGCAGAUCAAGAGUGAUGUUAAGCUCCCAGAAGUCACCUCUAUUCAGGCAGUUACCUUCAAAUAUGGUAAAGACCAGGCUGAGAUUCAGCUUAUGUCCAACAUGAAUGCGGACACGAAGAUCCCAGUGCACUACACUGAAGCACUUCGCAUCUGGCUCAGGCAGUUUUCAGAGAAAGUCAUGGACCAGCAGGUUAUUAACACCGACAUGAAACUGCGUCACAUCUUCAACAAGGGAAUUGAGGCCAGCAACAUCUGGAUGGACAAGAUCUCAGCUGAUGUUCCUUAUCUUAUGACUCUGAAGGAACAAAUUGCUAUGGUGGAAAUCCCCUCAGUGCCAGAAAACCUGUUCAUGAAUUUUGAAAGCACAUUCAGAUACCAGUUCAACCAGAACCGCUUCAUGAUAAGCAUCCCUCUGCCUCUUGGAGGAAAAUCAUCUGAGGAGCUGAGGAUACCUCCUGUCAUCACCUCCCCACAGAUUUCUUUGCCUCAGCUGGAGUUUGAGCUUGCCCCUCAGAAGAUCCAGAUUCCAAGUUUUACCAUCCCCUCUGACUGUGAUCUCACCCUGCCCCUGCUGGGAAUGAUGGAAGUGUCUGCCAAGGUCAACAGCAACUUUUAUGAUUGGGAGGGAAUGAUUAUUGCUGGUAACAGCACUUUAGACUCUCCCAGCUACGUGGCAAAGAUCAGCAUCAUGGCUGAAAGUCCAAUCAAACUUCUCUCCUUCUCAGCUGAGGGAAACACCAAAAUCACAGACACAGCAGCGGAAACUAUUGAACUCACACUUGAUGGAUUGCUGAACCACAUGCUCAUCACCACAGGUUUUAGUGUGCUGGAAAGCAUUGCUGUCACAGACAAUGUGCUGACAACAGGUCGCUACAACAUGCAUGCUAAAGCACCUUUGGGUCUGGACACCUCAAUGACCAUUACCACCCAGCUGACCCUAGACUCUACCAUGCUCUUUGGAGACGUUAACACAGACGGAAGUGUGACUGUUGGACCCAUGACUGCCACCACCACCUAUCUCCACACCUUCUCUGUUGAGCCAGCCAAGAAAGAAGUAAAGAUGGAGAGCACACUGAGGGUGACUUCUGAAAUCCUAAAGCUUGCACAUAAGAUUAAGGCAUCAUAUGAAAAUGAUGAAUAUCUUUUUGAGUCUAACACCAAUGUAAAUUGUGACCCCAUCAAGCACACUACUAAAAUAAACCUUAACUUCAAGGAUGCCAAGCUCUCAAUUCAGUCUGAUUCUGUGACCAAGGCUGAUGAGAAGAUGCAUCGUAGCCAGUUGGAGAUCUCUGCCUCUGGAGGUCAGGCAACCCUCAGGAUAGAGAACCAAGCUGAUGAUACACAGAACCGCGCCUACUCCUUGCUUACUGGAGCCUUAAACCCCUCUGGCUUGGAGAUCAAUGCCGAUGCAUCCAUGAACAUCUUCUCAAGCCUUGCCUCCCACAAGGCAACCUUGACCCUUAACACAAAUGGUCUGACAACCAGCUGCACCACAACUGCCCAGCACAGCCCUGUGACAUUUGAGAAUAUUUUCCAUGGUGGAGUGGAUACAUCUGGCGCCACUCUGUCUCUCACAACAAAGGGAGCCAUUCGUGAAAACAAAGCAGAGCUCACUGUUGAGGGAAAGCUUGCAAGCACAGAAGUCUAUCUCAACAGCAUGUUCAAGGCUAACCUCUUUGACAUCAACAGCAGGAACAGAGUGAAUCUUAGACUGAAUGAAGAUGGCUUGGUCCUCUCUAAUAACAUUGUUGGAUCUUUCAGGGAGAUAAGAACCGAAAAUACAAAUUCGCUGUCACUUACACUCAGGUCUUUCACCCUCCAAUCCAAGACUGACAACUUCCUUGACAAGAGCAACUCCUACAUGCAUGAUAUCACAGUCAACAUGGAGCGUUUCACUGCCUCAGCUAUUGUGAAAAAUGACCUGAAGGUGAUGUCGGUUAACUUUGUGAAUGAUGCCCUGUUCAAGGCAGAGCCCUACAACAUAGAGAUGGCUGGAACACUGAUGGGAACCUUCUCAGAAGAAGAGCUCAAGCACACUUAUGAAAUCAAAUUUGUUGACAUGAUCCUGUCUGCAAAGUGCAACACCAAUGGAAAGCUCCUGGGGUCCCACAUGACACAUAGCACUGACAUAGAGGUUGCUGGUCUAACUGUUAAGUUCAACAAUGCGGCUAACUUCAACUCACCAUCUCUACGUCUAGACAGCACUGUCAAAACUGUAGCUGCACCCUUCACUCUCAACAUCGAUGCAAUCUUCAACUCAAACGGUGCAGUGUAUCUGUAUGGAGAGCAGAGUGGUGAACUUUACAGCAAAUUCCUCCUGAAAGCAGAACCUACACUGUUCACACAGUCAUUUGAGUACAGAGCCUCAACUAGCCAUGAAAUAGCAGGCAGGCCCGCAAUCAAGACCAAUAUGGACAACAAGUUCAACAGCAUGCUAAGCCUCCAAGAGCAAAGUGUCAUACUGAAGAUAACAUCCACCAUAAAUGAGCACAAUUUUGACCAAGAAAUGACCGCUUAUAACAACGCAGAGAGAAUGGGUGUUGAAAUGAAGGGAGCAGUCUCGACUCCAUUUUUUGGUGAGAACAAACAGGAUUACGGCAUCUCCGGAUUUGUAAAGUAUGACAAGAACAGUGACAGCCACUUCAUCCAGAUCCCUUUCAUUGAACACCUGCCUGUAGUCAUUGAAAACAUGAAGACCACUGUGAUGAAAGUGUUGGAUCACAGCAUGGAGAUGCUCAGAGACAUCAACACCAGAUACGAGAUCAGUGCCAAGUUUCAGGGCAAAGUGGCAGAAAUGAAAGAUGUUAUUGACAAUUUUGACUUCAACCUCUUUGUUCAAGAUCUAAAAAAGUUUAUUAACUCUGUGGAGAAUUUCAUCACCAACAUGGCUUCCAAAUUCCCAACUGACAAAGUCAUGGAUCUGCUGAGAUCUAUCAAAAAUGAAGUGAGAGAAAUUAUUCAGAAAUAUAACAUUCCCAAUAGGCUCAAUGCAAUCUACACCAAAAUAGAAGAGUUUCUCUCCAACUAUGAAGUUGAAAAAAUGAUUGCUACCUUCAUGGAUGAGGUUGUCAAAAUCAUGAAGCAGUAUCAGGUCAGAGAGAAGAUUCAGGAUGCCUUCAAUGCCCUCAGGUCAAUUGACAUCCAGCCUUUGCUGAAAAAAGUUAUGAUGCCGGUUCAGGAGCUUGUGGAUGAGCUAUAUUCCUUUGACUUCAAACAAUUGAUUGAUGACAUGAGUGAUUAUUUCAUUAGAAUGAUCCAGAAACUCAAAUCCUUUCAUUAUGAAACCUUCUCCGUGGAGCUAAUGGAAAAAAUGGCAGAGAUGAGCAAGAUUCCCUGUUUUGGAAAACUGUAUAGUGAGUUAAGAAUCAUCUCACCUCACUAUAAUUUCAGGACCACCGCUGACCUGGAGAACACCACAGUCACAUCAGAAACACCAGAGUUUAAAAUGAACCUCAAUUCACAGGCUGAGUCCACUCUAAGAGCCCUCGACUUCACAGUUGAUGCCAGUGCACAUUUUGCUGCCCCCAAAAUGAACCGUUUGUCCAUCUCUGAGAACAUCAAGGUUGUUCAGUCUUCCUUUACACUUGACCACAAGGCAACAAUGACUCUCUAUGGCCUGUCAGGUCAAGCUUCUGCUGAAACUACUGCAAAAGCCACAACUGAGCUCUACGUUGCAGAGCUUGCUAAUAAAGCAUUCUUUGCCGUGGGGGAUGGAGUUUCUGCCUCCAUGGAUACAAGCUACAACCAUGACCUCAACGUGCCACCCCUCAACAUCUUCUCCAAAACAACCAUUAAUCAAAAGACUGUUUUCGGCCUUGAAUCUGGUACCAUCCGCCUGACCUUUAACAACCUGGCCAAUGAAAAAUAUGAUAUUCAGGACUUCUCUGAUGAGGCAAAACACAAGAGUGACAUGGAGGUUACCUUGGAUCUCCACACAGCCAAGUUGACCUUCACUGGAGAGACAGGCAGCAAGCACUUCAAGAUUAAUCAAGAUGUUGUUGCUGACAUAUGCAUUUACCGCCAUGCCAUCAUUGAGGCCAAGUUUGAGACGGAAGCACCUUUCAUAAAGAGCAGCAUUGCAGAGGUCAAGUUUCAGGCUAAGGUUGAAGACAUGAAAAUUGAUUUCACUGCCUCUCACAACACAGAGCUGGAUGGUCAGAUUGAAGGAACUCUGUCAAACUCUGCCCUUGCUUUGAUUACACCUACAGAGCUUAUGUUUGACACCAAGAACAAGGGAAAUGCCAAGGUUUUUCUUCCUUUUGAGCUGACUGGAAAAGUGGAUCUCCAGAAUGACAUAGCUUUUACCCUGAACUCUGAAGUGCACCAAGCAAGCUGGACAGGCCUGGCUCGAUUCAACCAGUACAAAUACUCCCAUUUCUUCUCCGUAGAAAAUGGUGAGAAAGAAAUUAACAUAAUUUCCCAAAUCAGUGGAGAAGGAGAUUUUGAUAUGCUGAAGGAACCUUUCACCAUUCCUGAAAUAACUGUGCCAUUAGUUGACAUGACUAUACCAAAAGUAGAGGAAUUCUCACUCUGGGAAGACACUGGCCUGAGCUACCUCCUGACCACAACUCAGCAGACAUUUGACAUGAACUCCAAGUUAAAGUAUGUUAAGAACCCUGAGAUGAUCACCAUUAACAUUAAUUUGGAUCCAGUCAUCAAUGCCAUUAAUACCAACUUCAAAGCACUUCACAAGAAAGUAUUGAUCAGCAAGGAUAAAGUCGCUACCAUCCUGGCUUCACCUUAUGGCAAAGCCAAGGAAGAGUAUGAAAAAUACAGCAUUGAGCUGCCCAAAACCAUUACAAUUCCAGCCUAUAAAGUUCCAGUGAUGAAUAUUGAGAUGUCCUCAUUCACAAUUCCUGUGCCUGAUGUCACUGUCAUCACAAUGCCCACCCUGCAUGUUCCAUCUGCCCUCAGCAAGAUGACUAUCCCAAAAAUCACCUUGCCCAAAAUUCAGAGCAUCAAAAUCCCUGUAAUGGGUGAUCUGACCUAUGAGUUCACCAUGAAAACAGCUAUUGCCACACUCCAAACUGAUGCCAGCAUCCUAAACCAGGACGGCCUCAAGGUCAAACUGGAUGUCUCCUCAAAAUCCGACUUUGAGCUGCUGGCUGGAAAGAUUGAGGGCACCACCAAUGUUAACACAGUGGGUGAAUUCAAAAUGGCCUCUGCCAUGUAUGUAAAACACUUCCUGCUUGAGGGAAACCAUGAAAGCGAUAUCAUCUUAAGUUUUGAAAAUGCAGAGACAUCCAUCACCAACUCAGCCAAGGUCCAUCUUCCUCACUCCACUAAGGAAAUCUACCAGGUGAUCACUGCAAAUCCAGUGGAAGGCCUUGUUGUCUCCAUGUCCUCUCCAUCUGCAGGACACAUUGCUGUUCAGGUGCAGACCAAGCGUCCAGCACAAGUGAAAGCAAGAGUCUAUGGUCGCUACCCGACUGAGCCAACAACAGACAUUGACAUCUUUGGUGUGAAGAUGUCUGUGGUGGACUCUGAAAUGCUGAACCUUCAGACAACCUGGAACACAGAGAUGCCGUAUGAGAUGAUGCUGGAACUGAAGAAACAUGUGCCCAUGGUCACAGAUAUGGUAUCUGAUACUGCUGCCAUGACAAACAGAAAGAUCAACAGGCUUGUUAGAAGCCUUAAGGGUUCAUUUGAAAAAGCUAGAAAGCAGGGUAAAGCAAUGUUCAGAACAGCUAUCGACUACCUAGCUACAGUAAAUUCCUCUGAUGUUAUGACAACUGUCUCAAGAAAUAUCAUUAUGAUUCUCAGUGAGUACCAAAGGAAAUUUGAUUAUGUUCUUGGCGCUAUUGUUAAAUUCCUAAGAGAGACCAAGUUCCAGAUUCCUGGCUAUAAACAAAGACUCUCUGGACUUGAGGUCUACCAGAAAUGUAGUGCUUUUGUUGCUGAUGUAACUGAGGAGGCUCUUGAAAAGUUUCCAGAGUAUUUUGCCUCCAUGUUUGCUGCAGUCAUUGAUGAAUUCAAAGCCAUUGAAUUCAACCUUCCAGGCUCUGAGCACAUUGUCCGAGGGAAAGAAAUUCUUGAUGACUUGUUUGUAGCUUUGAGGAAAAUCCAGGACCAGCUGAUUGUGACUGUGAGGAAACUUGGUGAAAUCCAGUUAGAUGACAUCUUUAAGAAAAUUGUAACAUUUCAGGGGUUUGCUAUUCAACAAAGUGAGAAGCUUCUCCAAACUCUUAAAUCUCAAAAUGUAAAGAACAUCUCCGGCUUUGUGUCUGAUGUUUACAAUGAUGCCAUUAACUCCCGCAUUCUGGCUGAUGUUGUCGAGCAGGUUGAAGAAAUCCACAGAGUCAUUGUGGAUUACCUGAAAUCUGUGGCAAAUAACAUCCAAAACAUUUUGGCUGACAUGUCCACUGAACAGCUUAGAGCUGACAUCCAGUCUUGGAUUGAUUCAUCAGUAAAACGCAUUAACACUUUCCACAACAAUGUCAUUAGGAACCUUCAAGAAAAGAGCAAGAACAUUGAACCAUAUGUGAGAGUAGGUGACAGAAAAAUAGAUGUUGACAUUCCCCUACCAUUUGUUGUCAGAUUCAACUAAGUGACCAUGACUAAAAGAAAAAUUAAAACAGUGUUUCUAUUAUCUACUUCUCUUUUGUAACCAACAACAUAAUAGUGAAUGUAUUCUCAAAACAAAAACUAAGCUAUAUGAUAACAAGGAUGUCUUAUUAUACUUGUCUCUUUGCUGUUUUCCACAUAAUUUUGCUUGCUCUGUCAUAGUAGGCAAUUGUUCUGUUCCCUCUGUGUUUCCUUUGUGUCAUGUACUAUUUAAAACCCCAUGUGGGUAUCAAUAAAUACAGUUUGUACUGCA